Molecule: messenger RNA, 1806 nt
Organism: Penicillium malachiteum
Lineage: Eukaryota; Fungi; Ascomycota; Eurotiomycetes; Eurotiales; Aspergillaceae
Exons: 7
Coding region: 1-1806 (601 amino acids)
Molecular function (GO): cobalt ion transmembrane transporter activity; magnesium ion transmembrane transporter activity; cobalt ion binding
Source: RefSeq, a predicted model, not a curated record
AUGACCGAACCAUUUUUACGCGACACUCUUAAUCCCCAGGACUAUUAUGGUGGAUUUAAGAAGGAAAAUGGAUCUUUGCAGCAUCAUUUUCAAGAUAUCGAUGACUUGACCCAUUUUAAAACAUACAUGCGUCAACUAGAACAGCCUGAGACUCGAAAUUUUGUCCUGGACUUUGGAAAUGAGGACGCAUACUGUGCAAUCAACCUAGAAACAGAGGAUCUGAGAGCUUUAUUGAGUCAACCGCGAUCUAAAUGUUUUGGAACCCGGUGGAUUCAUCUUUGGGCGCCAGAAGAGCAAACUGAGUCUAUAAAGGCGAUGACCUCCUUGUACGGUGUCUCAGAGCGAUUACAAGGCUUAAUGUGUACUGCGCCUGUCAUUCAUCCACCAAAACCAGCAGCACAGCCAAAGAGUCGAAGAUCGCGAAACCAAGACUUACCAGUGGACCUUCCAGUUGGCCAUGAACUUGAUGAUGUCGAGAACGCCUUUCGGUUGAAACAUAUGUCGGAGCAUGACUCCCUAGUACAGGAUAACUCAUCAUUUAAGAAUCUGACAUUUUCGCAAGUCACUGAUCAGAUCUGGCAUUUCUGCUCGGUUGAUCAUGGUCCACGAUAUACUUGUCUCGGCUAUAACACGUUGUUCGUGACGCCCGGAGUCUCUAAAGAGACGAAUAAUAAUGGGAAAGACUUACCUGAGGGUAAACGACUCUGGAACUGGCUGAUCUUAUGUAACGAUGGCACUGUUAUCUCGAUCCAGGAGAAUCCAUUUCCUCGUCAACGAGGCAUGUUGAAAGGAGAUCAGAUCAAGGUGCUGGAUAUUGUGCGCCGAAAUGUGCGAUUUAUUUUCUCAGGCGUCUCGAAGCAGCACUUAACCAUGUCGGAAAGCGAUUCACUGGUGACUAUUCGGGUGCGCCAUUUCAAUGAAGUUGGACCGGAUCAAGCGAAUAUCAAGCAAGAGGAUGGGCCGGGCUUACUCUUCUACUAUAUUUUUGAUGACUGGGUGUCAAGCUAUGGGCUUAUCGCGAAGCGAGAGCAUCAAUAUGGCGUUGUUUUGGAAGAAUUGAGAAGUCAAAUGCUCGAACGUCCUAUUGUUGCCUUAGUCAACGAGUUGCACUGGUUGGGUCGACGUCUGGCUGUAUUGAAGCGACUUUAUCAGAGCUAUGAGUUGAUCAUGCGACGCGUCUUACAACGACAACGUCUACUCCGUGACGAGGCUCGCUCAAAUAAUCCCGCCCCUCUAUCCUUUGGAGCCACCUUUGGGGAUAUCGAGUUUGCCGAUAUGAGACAAGGGAAUUUAAUCAGUAACGGCAGCGCUCCACAGUCCAGAGAUACCUCAGUCGGAGUAAUCCUGACAUCAGCUUCCGUGGCAAGAUUUGAGAGACUCGUCGAUCGUAUCAAUUUAUACUGCUUGAGUGAAAUUGAGACGUGUUUACUAGAGAAAGAAUCUUUGACAUUUUUGAAUUUCAACUUGAUCGCUUUGAAGGACUCACAGGCAGUGGAGAAACUAACUCGGAUCACGAUCUUACUGGCAAAAGCAACAAUGCUGUUCUUACCUGUCAGUCUUAUGACUGCCUACUUCUCUACUGAACUUCAGGGCGUUAAGGGCGGAUAUACAAAGAUCGAUUACUGGGCCAGUUUUGCGGUGAUCUUUUUCUUAACUUUGGUUCUCCUCGCGAUGUUUGGUCUUGCUAGCGAUACAGUGGAGGGCAAAACUAUCUAUCGGUCUCUCAUCAAGACAUUCUUCCGUAACUCACGGCAGAGGCUGUCUCUUCAGCGGCGAGGACCUCGGUCCAAAAAUGAGGAAAAGUGA